AUGUCAAUCUACACCAACUGUGCCUAUUUCACUCUCUGGAAAUCCUACGAUCUCAUCUGGUUCUGGUCGCAUUUUCUAUUAUGCAGUUGUUUUCCGCAACUUCGACCCGAAAAUUAUCUGAUUGUUUGGUCGAAUUUGGUAUGGAAAAAAUGCACAAAAUAUCCGGAUUACUCUUUUAAACAAUUGUAUUAUGCACUUUAUACAACGACUAGAUCUACACAUUUUACGAAAAGAUUAAUGUCGAGGAAGGAGAAACGAGGAGUUAUUAAUAUUAAUUCGGAUAGUGAUGAGGAUGAUGAACCGAUAACUGGAAGAAGGUUUGAAUUUUUGGGGUUUGGAACCCUUUAGAAGGAUUUUAGAAAGUUCUAGGGGACUUAAGGAGGCUUCAGUCGUUUUUUUCACUAAAAAACAUCAAUCAAAUUUCCAGCGAAAACCGAGGACAGCCAAAAAUAAUUGAAGAACAACCGAUUAUUGUUGAAGAAGGUAGGUUUCUUAUCAAUUUUUUCACACGGCAUUUCAAAGACAUUUCAUUCAUUUCCAGUUAGCGACGAAGAACCGGCAAUCGGUGAAACAAAUGAAAGCACACCGCUGCGACCAGCGCGACCAUCUAGAGCACCAAAGGAAAAUCAAGAAGAGGAUGAGAUUUUGGAAGUUGUGGAGGAUCAAGAUCAGGAACAGGAUAAGGAUCAGGAGAAGAAAUGGAAAUAUGUGCCGGAUCGAGUGUUGAAGUUUCUUCCCCGACAAAAUUCAUCGACACCUUCGGAAUCGCCUAGCACUUUCAGCAAGAUUUAUGAUCGCUUCCGACCGAAUCGCAAUAAUUCGAAUCCUAGUGUUCAGCAGAAAGAUGGUGAGGGCUUUCUUGAAUUCUAGAAAUUUAUAGAAGUUUCCCAGCCGUUUUAGAAUCUCUCCAGACUCCCAAGAAUGUUUUUUUUUGCAGAAAUCGAAAUUCUCCGUCCAGACUAUUCGAAUCGUUACGACAUCCACGACAAAUCCAAACGAGAAGCCCGCGAAAAACGCGACAAAAAAGCGUUGCGAGCUCGAAUUCGUCGCGAACUCCGGCAACAAAUGCAAAUCGACGCAGCCACCGAAAGACAACGCAAAAAAGUGACUGACGCAAUCGAGCUUCUCCUUCAACUUCUACGAAUGAUGUCAUCUUUUGCAAUGUUAAUCGGGACCAUUCGAAAAACUUUUAUCCCAGCUCAAUUCAAAUAUUUGAAACCUGGCCAACAUGCUUAUGAUAAUUAUGAAUUGAUUAUUUUGUUCAGGUGAGAGUUGGAGAGCAUAGAGAGCUUCUUUUCUAUGUAAAUCCCAAAUUUCCAGAUGCACAGCAUUUUUCGAAAUCGCCAUGUUCUGGAUGAAUGUUUCGUACGCGUAUUGUCUCCAAUGGCAACUUUGUUGUCGACUCGGAUGUUUUAAAUUUAUUUUCUGGGCAACGAUUCUUGGUCUAGUAAGUUCUGAAGCUCCCCUGAAUCUCCAAAAACUAAAAAAAAAUUUUUUCAGAUUGCUGUUGGUGGAAUGAUGGUCCCAAUGACUUAUGUGAUGAAUGAUUUGGAUUUGAGCUGGUGUCGAUUUGUUCCCGAAUCACCCUUUGCAAAAUAUCAACCUGGAUGGUGA
Caenorhabditis angaria is the source of this 1614-nucleotide messenger RNA. NCBI's taxonomy places the organism in Eukaryota, Metazoa, Nematoda, Chromadorea, Rhabditida, Rhabditidae. The record is from the annotation of a GenBank genome assembly.